UGGGGGAAACUCAGACUAAACGUUGCAGAUCAGUGACCCGGCUUCAGAAUUUCCAUUAACCUGCCCCACUCUCCCUCAUUCCAAUUUGAUACCAAUGCCCACCCCACUCCUUUCAGAGAUCACCAUUCAGAACUCCCGCGCAGUGACGACAAAGGGCCGCCUCGGCCUCCUAUUGGCUACUGAAAGUGUAGAGUGGCAGCUUGGUGGGCGAAUCGGAAAAGCGGGUGACUGAAGCCCCGCCCACGCCCACACGGACCCGGAAGCUGGUGUUUGCUACAGUCAGCGGGAGAUUUCCGGGUGUCUUGUGCAGACGAAUCUGAGAAUACUUGUCACUGCAUUGCUGAAGGACUAAACAGGGAAGAACAUCCCACAUUUCUCAAAGUGUUAGCAUGGAUGCAGAUCCAGACUCCACAAUCAUUGAGUUCUUGACAGAAUGUAAGACUUACCAUUUAUUCUGGUUGACAAAGUUUUACCAGGACAGACUUGAACAGGCGAUUGAAGAAGGGGUAGAUGGUGUCAGCUCAUUGUUAACAUAUAAGAGGAUUUUCAGUGGAAAGGAACAUUCGGAAAUCACUGAGCUCGCGAAGAAGAGAAACCGAGCGGAUAGUUCCAAACUUCUCCUAAACCUGGUGAUGGAGAAAGGCUCUCAGGCCCAAAGGGUGAUGUGGGAAUCCUUUGUAAAAAUGCGCCAUGGUUUGCCAAAGUUGGAUAAAUUACUGAAAACGAUAGAGGAACAUGGUUCUGAUCCAAUUCGUUAUAUGGAUAAUGUCCGAAGUUUGUCUGAAAUACCCAGUCACCUGAAAGAUGUUCAGCAGAAACACAAGGAAACUCUCCGGGUACAAACUGAAACAUUGAGAGUGAACACUAUCCUAAUAAAGGAGAAGGUGAAGGUUUUCCAGCUGAUUGAUCGAUAUGCUGAGCUAACGGUCAUUUCUACUGUUCGAGAUCGGACACUUGUAGAACACGAGCUACUGGCAAGAGGCCGAGACCAUGAAGAGUGGAGAGAAAAGCAUCUCCGUCAUGAACUGGAAAAAAUCAGAGCUGAUCAAUUGUUCUAUAGCAGCUUUUCUCAGAGAAAAUUUAACUCUGGGGGUUCAGCAGCAGUGAGUGGAGUCCCGGGAAUUGGAAAAACAACAAUGGUACAAAAGAUUGUUUAUGAUUGGGCCAUUGGAAAAAUAUACCCAGAAUUUCAGUUUGUUUUCAGUUUUAAAUUCCGGGAUUUGAAUGCUAUCAACUGCAGAAUAAACCUGAAGAGUCUGAUACUAGAUCUAUAUCCUUACUUUGGGAAUGUUCUUGGAGAGCUCUGGAAGAACCCAGAGGGUUUGCUGUUUAUAUUUGAUGGUUUGGAUGAAUUCAAGGACAGUAUUGAUUUUUCUGACAGUCGGAGAAAUACAGAGCCUCCGCUGAUGUGUAUGGAUCCUGAUUGCUGGUGUGAAGUGUCUGAUGUUGUGUAUGGUUUAAUCCAGCACAAGCUGCUCCCAGGAUGUUCAGUGCUAGUGACCAGCCGUCCCAUUGCAUUGCAUUUAUUGGAAAAGGCUGAGAUCAGUGUCUGGGCUGAAAUCCUGGGAUUUGUUGGUGAUGACCGGAAGGAAUAUUUCAACAGGUUUUUUGAGGAUCAGAAAGUGGCAGCAGCUGUUUUCAAAUAUGUGGAGGAGAAUGAGAUCCUUUACACCAUGUGCUACAACCCUUCGUACUGCUGGAUCCUCGGUCUGUCACUGGGUCCCUUUUUCACAGAAAAAGACAUGAAACAGCAGCAGGUGCCCAAGACCAUCACCCAACUCUAUUCCUACUAUAUUUACAACAUUCUGAAAAACCAUAGCCGAGAGAUUGAAGACCCCCAUGAUGUGUUGCUGAAGCUUGGUGAGAUGGCCUUCACAGGAGUCUCUGAGAAGAAAAUUGUGUUUCGGAAUGGAGAUUUGAUCCAGUACAAUCUGCAACCCUCCCAGUUCCUGUCUGGGUUCCUGAUGGAACUUUUGGAGCGAGAUGAUUCUGUCCACAGUGUGUUUUACACGUUUCCACAUCUCACCAUCCAAGAGUUUGUAGCUGCACUCGCACAAUUCCUGAUCGCACAUCCCAAAAACAUCCAGAACCUCCUUCGUGAAGCCCAUGGUAAGGAGGAUGGGAGAUUUGAAAUAUUUCUCCGUUUUGUAGCUGGUCUCUCUUCCCCACAGGCCGCACAGCCCCUGGUGAAGUUUCUCGGUCCAUUUCUUCAUCAAACAACCUGUCAAGUUAUUGAAUGGGUGAAGAAAACCGUUAUCAACCUGGCUGGAAGUGUAAUGGAUCACAGUGGGAAAAGAAGCCUCCUGAUGAUGAUGCAUUGUCUGUUUGAAUCUCAGAAUACAGCACUGGCUCAGGCCACAGUGGGAUCUGUGAAAAUACUUAACUUUGAUGGAUUGCAACUGACCCCUAUUGACUGUGUGGUCCUCUCUCAUGUCAUUGGGUUCUGUGAUUCAAUAAAAGAGCUCAGACUACGUGAAUGCUAUAUUCAUUGUGAAGGACUCCAGCGGCUGGCAUCCGUUCUGCACAAAUGCCACAUCUUGAGACUGCGCGGUAAUGAUCUGGAAGAUUCCAGAGUGAGAAUCGUGUGUACAGCUCUGAAGAAUCCAGACUGUGAAAUAGAGAGACUGGAACUGGGUUAUAAUGGCCUCACAGAUUCUUGUGCCGAGGAUCUUGCCUCUGCUCUCAGCACAAAGCAGUCGUUGACACAUUUGGAUCUGAUGUCAAACUCCUUCACAGAUGAAUCCGCCCCCUUUCUCUUCCACCUCAUACAGACCUGCAACAGUCUCCAGGAGAUUGUACUGAGUGAAAAUAAAUUGGGAGAUUCUGGAGUGAGAUUACUGUGUGCAGCUCUGAAGAAUCCAGAGUGUAAAAUUGAGAGGCUGGGACUGGCUGAUAAUCAUCUCUCAGAUUCUUGUGCUGAGGAUCUUGCCUCUGCUCUCAGUUCAAAGCAGUCAUUGACACAUUUGGAUCUGGAGGCAAACUCCUUCACAGAACAAUCCGCUCCCUUUCUCUGCCGCCUCAUACAGACCUGCAAGAGUCUACAGGACAUUCAAUUUUAUGUUAAUAAAUUGGGAGAUUCUGGAGUGAGAUUACUGUGUGCAGCUCUGAAGAAUCCAGAGUGUAAAAUUGAGAGACUGGGACUCGGUUAUAACAGUCUCUCAGAUUCUUGUGCCGAAGAUCUUGCCUCUGCUCUCAGUACAAAGCAGUCGUUGACAUACUUGGAUCUGGGGGGGAACUCCUUCACAGACCAAUCCAUCCCCUCUCUGCUCCACCUGAUACAGACCUGUAAGAGUCUACAGGAGAUUCGAUUUUGGAGCAAUCAGUUCAGUUCAAGUGGGAGAACACAAUUGGCAUCGCUGCAGUCACUGAAACCCAACCUUCGUGUGCAUAUAAUCUGAUGGAUCUACAAUACAUUAUGUUGUUUCCUGCUUUAUUUUACAUUCCGAUCCUUUAUGGUCUGACCAUUCUCUCCUCCCUCUUGGAUAAUAAAUGGUAAGGUUUCGCUGUAUUUAUCAGACUUCAAAAAUCACAGACUGGGAAGAAUCAAAGAUUCAAGAAGGCAGCCCAACAGCAACAUCUUGGGGCAAUUGAUGUCAGUGACUUUACCAGCGAUUCCCACAGCUGCAAAAUGAAUGGAGAAGAAACAUUGCUCAAACAUAAAACUUGUUUCAUAGAAUAGAAUCCCGGCAGUGCGGAAAGAGGCCCAACGUGUCUGCACCAUUCCUCUGAACAGUAUCCCAGCCUAUCCCCAAAACCAUGCGUUUAAUGUGGUCAAUCCACCAAACCUGCACCUCUUUGGACUGUGGGAGGAAGCCAGAGCACCCAGUGGAAACCCACAGAGAUACAAGGUAACGCUACACCUGAGAAUCCAAGUCAGGUCCCUGGUCCUGUGAGGCAGCCAGGCUAACUGUUGAGCCACCAUGCUGCUCUUUCAAUCUUUGAAAUGUAUGGGUCAGUCAAAGAGACAGGAUAGUUUCUGAGUAUUCUCUCUCCGGUUCCAGCUCUGGUCUGACUAUUCCUCACGGCGGAAUGAUUUGAUUCUCUCUGUCUCUGCAUCAUUUGAGCUGCCGCUCCCAAAUCAAACCAAAUAAGUGUCUCUUGGGCUAACCGAGAUUGUUAUGUGCGUUUACUGGAAGGAUUGAGCAGUGCAAUUUCCCUCGAGGUCUGAAUAUUGCUCAUGGUUUAUAUGGCAGAUUAUUGUAACAAGUGUAUUUAUCUGCAUCAAUGUCAAUGGAAGCAGCGUUAAAAAUCACACAACACCAGGUUAU
Chiloscyllium plagiosum (whitespotted bambooshark) is the source of this 4268-nucleotide messenger RNA. RefSeq names its product NACHT, LRR and PYD domains-containing protein 3-like. Lineage: Eukaryota; Metazoa; Chordata; Chondrichthyes; Orectolobiformes; Hemiscylliidae. Gene Ontology annotation, cellular component: cytoplasm. The record is from RefSeq and is a predicted model, not a curated record. Gene Ontology annotation, molecular function: protein binding.